Messenger RNA from Pectinophora gossypiella (pink bollworm), 999 nucleotides. RefSeq lists its product as uncharacterized. The transcript has a single exon. Lineage: Eukaryota; Metazoa; Arthropoda; Insecta; Lepidoptera; Gelechiidae. The coding region runs from base 1 to 999 and encodes 332 amino acids. The record is from RefSeq and is a predicted model, not a curated record.
AUGAUGCAAAGAUCACCACCCAAACAACACUCCUCAAAUCCGGACCUAAGCACUACAAACGAAACACUAUCUAAUGUCUCAAUACGGAAAAGAAAGCAGCCAGACAAUGAAAUUUUAGAAGAAAUAAAAAACAUGCAGACGAGCUUCACACAAGCUCUACGAGACCUCCGACGGGAUCUGGAUGCUAAAUUUGAAAAUAUUGCAGACAGUAUUCAAACAGUGAGAAGUGACCUUGAAAAUUACCAGUCACAAAUUAAAAAGGACAUUGAUGAUCUUCGCUGUGAAAAUAAUACUAUGAAAAUUAAAGUCGAAAAUCUUACUAAAGAAGUGUCAGACCUACAAGAAUCUACGCAGUUUAUCUCUAAUCAGCAGGAUGAAUUCGGAAAAUAUGUUGGGAAGAUCUCGGAGUACACAAAGUCAGUGGACGAGCACGAACAAACCAUCAUAACUCUCACAUCUAAGAUAGACAACCUGGAGCAGCAGGCUAGACAAUGCAAUAUCGAAAUUUCCAAUUUACCAGAAAAAAGAGAUGAAAAUCUCUUGAGUUUAAUUGAAUCCAUUGGCACCCAAAUAGGAUGUGUCAUCAAUCGCCGUGACGUUGUCUCCAUACAUCGUGUUCCUCAUGCUUCACAAAAUAAUAAACCAAAGAAUGUUAUAGCGAAGCUAACUUCUCGUAUUCUGCGUGAUAACGUCCUUGGCAGUUAUCGUAUCAAGAAGGGAUUAUUGUCAACUGAUCUUGGAUUUUCGGGUGCUCCACAUAAUAUCUAUCUCAAUGAGCACCUUACUCUACGAAAUAAAAAGCUUUUUCGAAGUGCACGUGAAGCGGCUAACCAAAACAAUUUUAAAUUUGUGUGGGUUAAGCACUCCACAAUACUUGUGCGCGCUUCCGAAAACUCCCCCGUCAUCGCCAUACGCACUGAACAGGAUAUUAAAAAGAUUCAGAAUGCGGGAACAACAACUACUACUUAUAAGCCUAGGAACAGUUUGUCUUCAAAUUAA